Molecule: messenger RNA, 1207 nt
Organism: Erpetoichthys calabaricus (reedfish)
Lineage: Eukaryota; Metazoa; Chordata; Cladistia; Polypteriformes; Polypteridae
Gene: esm1
Product: endothelial cell-specific molecule 1
Exons: 3
Coding region: 277-840 (187 amino acids)
Cellular component (GO): extracellular region
Source: RefSeq, a predicted model, not a curated record
AUGGCAGUUAAGUGCUAAUCCUGCUUCCAUCCCGGAUUUCUCAAACUAAAACAGGGGAGGGGGGAGUCGGUCUAUCAAAGCAGACAACAACACCGGAUUGAGGAAAUUGACGAGGGUAGAACAUGUGCAAAACAAAGUUGUUUAAAAGACAAAAGCGUGCAGUCUGUCGUUCAUAUCUGGGCGAGCGCAGCGGCACCCAUUGCUUAUUCAUGUCAGGUCUGUGCUGUCACGGCAGCUCAGUGUCACGCACGGGAGGAGGACCGCUAGUAUUCGGCCAUGCAGCUCUGUUUCAUCUUGCUAGUGUUGGCGCGGUUGUUGGAGGUGGAUGCCUGGAGCGUCGGACUCAAGUACGCAGUGGACUGCCCAGAGCGCUGCGACGAGAAGGUGUGCGGAGGGGUACAGCGCUGCAAGCGCACGGUGCUCGAUGACUGCGGCUGUUGCCGGGUAUGCGCAGCGGCAAGGGGGGAGCACUGCUACCGCACCGUGUCCGGCAUGGACGGGGUCAAAUGCGGACCUGGGCUGCGUUGUCACUUUUACAAAGAAGAGGAUGACUUUGGAGAGGAGUACGGCAUCUGCAAAGAGUGUCCAUAUGGGACAUAUGGAGUGGAAUGCAGAAAAACCUGCAACUGCAAGACGGGGAUAUGUGAUAGAGAAACUGGGAAAUGCAUGAAGUUUCCAUUUUAUUCAAUGGCACCCUCAAAAAUGGACAACAGACAUAAAUUGAGACCACAGACAGAAAAUGAAAUGGGGUCGGGAGAUGCUCACAGCGAUGUAAAAGAAGAUUUAUUAAAGGAGAAAAACAUGCAGACAGCAACAAUAAAACGUCUGAAUCCUCGGUAAAAUCUUGCACUCUGAGUGAGAAUUAAAUGUAGCAACUUUGUCUGAGUAAAAAGAUUAUUUUUUGUAUAUGAAUUACAAAGACUAUUGUAAACUAUUUUUUUUUCUAAAAAUGGGAUGUUUUAGACAUUAGAAUUUCCAUGUUUUAGUAAAAGCUUUGAGUAAAAAGGUUCUGCCUUCGUCAGUUUGAUUUUAUUUUAUUUCUGUUUUUCUGUGUUGUGCUGUAGUUUUUUUGUGUUCAGAUAUUAUGGUGAAAAAUGUGCUAUAUAUUUUUUUAGCCUUAGACCAACUCUUUAUUUUAUUUAAGAAAUGUUAAUAUCUUAUGUUUUCCAUUUAUAUUUGCACCUUUAAGCACAAGAUAGCUUUUAAC